Molecule: messenger RNA, 4799 nt
Organism: Sphaerodactylus townsendi
Lineage: Eukaryota; Metazoa; Chordata; Lepidosauria; Squamata; Sphaerodactylidae
Gene: FBXL6
Product: F-box and leucine rich repeat protein 6
Exons: 10
Coding region: 1870-3525 (551 amino acids)
Biological process (GO): SCF-dependent proteasomal ubiquitin-dependent protein catabolic process
Cellular component (GO): SCF ubiquitin ligase complex
Molecular function (GO): protein binding
Source: RefSeq, a predicted model, not a curated record
UCACCUGCGUCUGAAGAGGAGAUGCACUGCUUGCAGUGCCUUGUGGCUGGUAGAAGAAUCUCUGAAAAGUAGACUGUGAAGGCAUAGCAGCCUUCACUGGAACUCCAGCGUGGGCGCACACACACACAGAAGCCCUGAGCUUUUCUAGUGUAAUGUGGGAGAGGCGCAAAUACUUUAGGCAAGUUCAGUAAGGCCUGAUUUAAUCUUAAUGCCAGUUGAGGCGAAAGCAUUUUUGUGUUCUGAUGGAGAUGCAUUGCAUCAGGACUUUGCUGCCUCUGUGUCACUAGUUUGUGCGAGUGGCAGUCUGGGUUUGUGGAGAGGUCGUGAGAGUGCAGCGUCUCACAUGGGAGGGCGUUUGCCUCAUCCAGUGUUGUGUUUACAUGAAGCCCAAGAGAGAUUCUUUGGACCCGUGGAUAGCUGGGGACAGGUAGUGGUUGAGAUCAUGAGCUAUGAGAAGGAAGGACUUGGCCCAUUCAGGACCUCAGUUUCUCAGCCUUUGCAAUGAAUAUUCUUUUCAUUCUGAAAUGUGUCUGCGGCUUUUAGGCCCAAGGGGUAAUCAAGGUAACUCACACCCAAGCCAUCAAAGAAUAAAUAAUAUGAUGUAGAUCAUAAACUCAAUAACCUUAGCAGCAGAAAUAACUAAGUGAUUGUAAAAGGGCAGCACAGGACGGGACGGCAGGUUCAGGGGUGGGGCAAGUACGAAGCUGGCAAAGGCUUGGAGAGACUUUGCCGACACCUCAAAGAUAACGAGCAGCAAUCUGUUGGGAGAGAGUCCCACUCCUCAGAUGCCACCACACCAAACGCCUUCGUGCCUAGGAGGCACUCCAAAGGGCAGGCCUUCAGUGACAAUUUCAGCAGAUGGGCAGGUUGAGCUUUGGAUACUCUGCACCCAGGCUGCUGAAAAGUCAAAAGCAGCCCUUCAGAUUGCGUGUGGACGCGAACUGGAGAUCUUUGCCCAUAGAGAUGUUUGGGUUGUCAUAGAGAUGUUUGGGUUGCCCAUAGAGAUGUUUGGGUUAUCAAUGACUUGCAUAGGAGCCGCUGCAAGUGACAGCCUGCAGUACUGACCAAAACAGACCAAAGAUCUGACUCAGUCAGAGACACCUUCAGACAGACAUGUGCAGUUUUUCAUCUAUUUUUCAGAAAAGCACUACUAUAUAAAUUUGAAGUAUCCAACAGAAGGCAACACUUUAUUGCCUGGAACUGGUCCUAGGCUUCAGAGUCCAGACUUGGGGAGAAAAUCUGAGUUGCCGGCAGAUCAGAAGAAAACUGGGCUGGCUGCUCCUCCACCUAAAAAUGGCUUCGCGUUGCAGAACUUUGUGGAUGAAGCUGUUUCGGGCACGGUGAUAGGACCCCUGCUAACGUCUACAUUUCAAGCCACACAGGAGAAGUCCAUCUGGCUAUUCUAGCCUGCCUGUAGAGUAGUCCUUUUAUUCAUUUUUGAAUUUUAAUCCACAAAAUUUAUAUGCAGGCUUUCUUGACCUCACCAGAGGCUACAAGGUGGCUAAGAAAACAUGCACAAUGAAGUCAUAUUAUAAAACCAUUAAAACAGAUCCAAAAAUACAUCAUUAAAACAAUAAAAACCUGAACUAAAAUACAUACAAAGACAUAAAAAACAAUUACAACAUCGGGCAAGAAGGAGGGAGCGCUGAGGGAAUGGCAAAUGAAACAAAAAAGUCUUCACCCACUGGUGGAAGAUGGCAAUUGCAAGGGAUCUACCCGUCUUCCUGGGGAGGAAGUUGCAGAGUUUUGGUAUCAUGACUGAAGCUCCUGUCCUAGGUUGUCCCCCGGCUAACGCCAGAAGGUGGGGGCAUCAGAAGCAGAGCCUCGAAAGGAGAGUCCACCAGACCCCCCCCCCCCUUCUGAUCCAGGAUGGAAGAGAGGCCUCCCAGUGCUGGGCUGGCUGCAGAGGCGUCUCCAGCUGCUAAGACACCAGCCCCAAAGAAGAAACCAAGAAAAGCCCCCAGGAGGGUCACCCCCGACUUCUUUGUGCACGAGACAGACGAUGACAUGCUGCUGAUAAUUUCUAACGUGGGCGAGGAGCAAGAGCGGCCAACUCGGAAAGUGUCCAAGAGGAAGCCGGAGAAGGCGCAGCGGCGGAAGGGGCUGAAGAGGGCGGCAUCGAGCCGAGGGAAGGGAGGGGCUCUGGCGAACCAACCCCUGCCUUCAGGGGGCCUGGGGGAGGGCAGCAAGACAUUCCCCUCCAGCGCCCCCCCAGCUGCUGCCAGUUCCUGGGGUGAGCAGCUCCCUGCGGAGGUCCUAGUACAGAUAUUCCAGCAGAUCGUGGCAUCAGAAGGAUCGGUUCCUUUCCUCUGCAGGGUGGCCCGUGUGUGCCGGCUCUGGUACGGAGCAGCUGCCGACCCCGUGCUUUGGCAAAAGGUGUCCCUUGGCUACUGCUGGGCUGCACCAGGCCAAAAAUGGUCACCCGCUGUAGAGAGGAGAGCUCUUGGCACUGUGGAGUGGCUGGCCGGCCACAGGUUUUCUCGUCUCCGGGACUUUGCUCUCUGCCACUGGAAGCAGCACGUGCCCUUUGUCCUGAAGGAAAUUGGCAGAUGCUGCCCGCUCCUUGCCUCUUUAAAACUGUCCCACUGCAGUGGGGUGACUGCAGAGUCGCUGGCCGCACUGGCUGCGCGUUGCCCCCGGCUGGAGAGUCUGAAUGUGCAGAAUUCCCAGGUCCCCUCUUCCGCCGUCGUCAGCUUUCUUGAAGCUGCUGGCUCUCGAAUCCGGCACCUGUGGUUGACGUACAGCACCCAGACAAGCCCCGUCAUUGCUGCUCUCUCUAACGGCUCUUGCCCUGGACUUCGGCUCCUGGAGGUGAACACAGAGAUCAAGCAAAGCAGCCAGCACUUCCAGCUCUCCAUCGAGCAGCUCCAGGCUUCCUGCCCUCACCUGCAGGUGCUGCGUCUGCUCAACGUCGUCUGGAGUCCGAAGCCCGUCCCCCGCUCGGCCCCCCACCUUCAGGGCUUCCCUGAGCUGACAGAGCUCUGCUUGGCCACCACCUCCAACUCCUUCGUCGACGACAGCACCUUGGGGCGGAUCUUGUGGGCUUCGGAACGAAUCCGCAUGCUUGACCUGCGCGGCUGCUUCCGCGUCACGCCCAGAGGGCUGCAGCUGCUGCCGUGCCCAGACCUGGAGCAGCUCUACUUGGGCCUGUACGGCAGCAGCAGCCCCGCCCACCUGCCCCUGGAAGGGAGCCCCCUCCUUACCUGCAAGUGGAGCCACAGCCUGCAGGAGCUGGACUUGGCCGGGCAGAGGUUCCGCGAGCAGGACUUGGAGCAGGCGAUGACGGCCUUGGCGCAGGGGCAGAGCCCGAAGGGGGGGCCUCCCCUGCGCUCCCUCAACCUCACGGGCACCAAGGUCAUGCUCAGCACAGUCAGCACCCUGAUCACCAGCUGCCCUGCCCUCACCUACCUCAACCUCUCGUCCUGCCGCCAUUUGCCACGGGGCACGAAGAAGGCCUAUCGGGGCCAGGAGGAAAUCCGCCAGUGUCUGCACCACCUCCUGACCAGCGCAGAGGAGCAUCUCUGAAUCUGCCAGGCUCCCAUCUCAAGCCAGCGGCCUUGGCAAGCCGAGUUCCAGGCCUCGUCAGUACCUGCCUCUCUCCUGGAUGGUUCCUGCUCCUCUGCCAGGACAGCCGUCCCUCAGUUCCCCUGCAAGGGAGAGCGUUGAGGGCUCUGGGUGGCAAAGAUGCUGAAGGGAAGCUCGCCACAGGUGUCCACCCCCCCCCCCCCCCCCCCCCAUUCCUGGUUUCUGAUGUCUUUUCCGGCGUGUUUUGGUCUGAAUGCUGCCAAGAGUUUCUAAACGUUUUGUUUUGACCUUGGCCCUGAUGCUGUUCUUGACUCUGGGGUCCUGCAGCUUCCUGGUCCCUCUUGGUUCUGCGCCCAGGUCCUGAGCCUUUCCAAAUGGGGAGGCACGGGUGAGCGUGGAAGGAGCAGCUGUGGCCCACCUCUCAAGAGCGGGGCUUCCUGCGGCUGGACUGCCGCAAGUUCUCCCUUCGUCUGGGGCAGGAGGGUGCUCUCUCACUCUUUGGGGUGCUUUUCUCUCUUGCCCAUCCCUCCGGAGGCUGGAGAGUUCAGCUUUAAGUCCUCAUGCUGGACACGACUCCUCGCCUGCAUCUGGUUCAGGCCUCGUUUGAGAGUCCUGCAGGGCUGUUUCUGGGCCACCUUCAGGACACUUCUCUCUCUCUCUAGAAUACCUUCACUGUCAUCUAACUUGCAUGUUUGCACCCCGUGUGUUCCUGUGGCCGGGUUACCUUCCGGGGAUGGUCCAAUUCACUCCUAGGUCCCUCUUUCGCCUGUUUCUCCACCAAGGAGCACCCCCCAAGUUGGGGGGCUGCUCUGUCAGGGGCAGUGUUACCCCACUGGAACAGCUCAAACCCCAGUUCCCUCCUCCCUGUCCCCCCCCCCCCCAUAUUGUCUGACCUGGGACCUGAGAUCUGUAGGGAAUGAGUUUUUCCUGAAGAGUGGCUGGUGGGGACCUGAAGGGAAGAAAUCUCUGUUCCCACAUUCUUUCUCCUCACACGGGGGACGAAUUCCCCAAAGGCCUUUUCGGUGGGUCUCCAGGCCUGCCAGUUCCAGAAGGGCUUCUGUUUAGGUUAAAGGGGCUUCUUAAAAAUGAACGUUUGUAUCUGAGGGCGGCAUUUUGGGGAAGGUGGCUUCCUCCCUGGAUCUUUUUGAAUUGCUUUAAUUAUUACGAUGGUUAUGUUAUUUUGUACUGAUCUUAUGUUGUCAGUUGCCUUGUGGAUCUGUUUUGAUAAAAAGGCAGUUGAUAAAUUUACUAAAUAAACAAAAAGACCAACCAUA